Messenger RNA from Saccostrea echinata, 3071 nucleotides. RefSeq names its product DNA ligase 4-like. Gene Ontology annotation, biological process: DNA biosynthetic process; nucleotide-excision repair, DNA gap filling; double-strand break repair via nonhomologous end joining. NCBI's taxonomy places the organism in Eukaryota, Metazoa, Mollusca, Bivalvia, Ostreida, Ostreidae. Gene Ontology annotation, cellular component: DNA-dependent protein kinase-DNA ligase 4 complex; DNA ligase IV complex. The transcript is spliced from 18 exons. Gene Ontology annotation, molecular function: ATP binding; DNA ligase (ATP) activity; DNA binding. Bases 49 to 2796 code for a protein of 915 amino acids. The record is from RefSeq and is a predicted model, not a curated record.
CAUCUCGUUCGGCUGUUGUGAUAAUCAGAAUAUUUUUGAAAUUUUAAUAUGGAAGCAGACGAUGAAGAUACAAAGCCAGAAGUGACUGUGGCGUCUAAGGUGUCAUUUGCAGAACUGUGUGGGCUCUUAGAAAAAAUAUCUAAAACUCAUGGUAAUGAUAAAAAGAAAGGUAUUUUAGGGAAAUUCAUAGAAAAAUGGCGUGAUUUCCAUAAAGAACUGCACAAAGACAACCCAGAUACUAGUGAUUCCUUUUAUUCAGCAAUGAGACUUUUGUUACCACAACUUGAAAAACAGCGAGCUGCCUAUGGCAUCAAAGAGCAUAUGCUGGCAAAGCUGUUGAUUGAAGUUCUGUGUUUGGGAAAGGAUAGUGCUGAUUCAAACCGACUAUUAAACUUCAAAGCCCCAAAGGCUGCCAAAGGAGAUGCGGGAGAUUUUGCAGCUGUAGCUUAUUUUGUGCUGAAAAAUCGCUGUCCAGAAAAAGGAACAUUGACUAUCCAGGAAGUUAAUGAUUGUUUGGACGGCAUCGCUACAAACAAUGCAGCCAAGAAAAAAGACCUGGUUCGCAAGAACAUUCUAAAAUUAUUGACCAACAUGUCUGCCAUUGAACUAAAGUGGCUGAUUAGGAUGAUUGUGAAGGAACUGAAGGUUGGACUGAGUCAGACCUCGGUGUUCAGUGUGUAUCACCCUGAUGCAGAGGAAUUCUACAAUGUCAACAACAACCUGGAGAAGGUUUGUCGGAUGUUGAGGGACAAAAGUGUGAGAGUACAUGAGAUUGGUAUAGAAGUAUUCUUUCCCUUUACUCCAAUGCUGGGUGAGAGGGCAGCGCCAGAUCAGGUUGAAAAAGUAAUGGAUGGUAAGCCCUACCUUAUAGAGACAAAAUUUGAUGGAGAGAGAAUUCUGCUGCACAAGCAGGAUGGGGAGUACAAGUAUUUCUCCAGGAGUGGUAAUGAAUACACAAGCACAUUUGGAUCCAAUCAGUAUGAUGGAAACUUGACCCAGUUCAUCCACGACCACUUCCAGUCAUCUGUUAAAUCGUGUAUCCUAGAUGGUGAAAUGAUUGGAUAUGAUGCUGCCACAAAAACAUUUGCAACAAAAGCCAUGAACACUGACAUAAAACAUCAGAGGGAAGAAGGUUAUCAACCAUGUUAUUAUGUUUUUGACCUCAUUAUGCUAAAUGGGCGUGUCCUGACUAACCAUCCUCUCAAGGAGAGAUUGGAAUUAUUAAAGACUGUGUUUACAGAAGAGGAGGGGAGAUUUCACCUCAGUAAGCACACUGAAGGCAUAACAAAUCAAGACUGUGCAGAGGCAUUGAAUGAAGCUAUUGAUGGCAGAGAAGAGGGUAUAAUGAUAAAGAAUCCAGACUCGGUGUAUCGACCAAACACCAGGAAGGGAGGCUGGUUUAAAAUCAAGCCUGAGUAUGUUGGAGGUCUGAUGGAUGAGCUGGACAUCUUGGUGGUGGGUGGCUUCUUUGGAGUGGGUCAUCGUAGUGGGAUGAUGUCACACUUCCUGUGUGCUCUGGCUGUCCCUGAGGAAGAUGGCAGUCAUCCUAAGGUCUUCCAUUCUUUCUGCAAGGUUGGGUCAGGUUACUCAAAAAAGGAAUUGGCAGAAUUUAAUAAGAAGCUGGCAGAGCAUUGGAAAGUCUUCAACAAGAAAAACCCACCCUCUUCUAUUAUUUUGGCCUCAGGUUUUAAAGAAAAACCAGAUGCUUACAUUGAGCCUGAAAAUUCAUGCAUUAUUCAGGUCAAGGCAGCAGAAAUCAUUGACAGUGACAGGUUCAAGACAGGGUUUACACUGAGGUUCCCACGGGUGGAGAAAUUCAGGGAUGACAAGGCGUGGCAUGAGUGUAUGACGGUGCCAGAGGUCAAAGAAAUGAAGGAUAGAGCAGGGGGAAAACUUGCUGGAGGAAAAGUGGAAUUAAGAGAAGAAGAGGAACCAACAAAGAAAAAGCGGAAAAUCACUACACAUGUGAUCAGACCAACGCUGGGGGCUCAAUUCCGAGGGGCAGAUCUAUCAGAUGUAACUCAGACAUCAAAGAUUUUUGAAGGAAAAGAAUUUUGUGUGAUUAAUGGUCCCCCAUCCCUUGGUAAAGCUGCAAUAGAGAAAAAAGUGGUGGAAUAUGGUGGUACUGUAGUUCAAAAUCCAGGUGCUACCACUUUCUGUGUAUUGGCUGAAAAGGUUGUAAUGAGGGUGACAAACUUAAUGAAGCGUGACCUGUAUGAUAUUGUCAAGGUUGACUGGUUCAAGAGAUGCAUUGAUGCACAAAGAUUUAUUCCAUGGGCACCAGCAGACAUGAUUCAUACUUCAGCAAAAACACAGAUGACUCUGAAGAAGGACUAUGAUGAGUUUGGAGAUAGCUACACACAGGACACAUCUCCAGAGCAACUCAAGUACACCUUCCAGCACAUGGAAAAUUGUGAUAUGUCCAUCACAGCAGAAGAAAUGGCUGAACUUGAAGAGAAGUAUUUCCCUGAUGAAUCUCCAUAUGGUUUAUUUAGAACAUGCAGAUUUUACAUGGAUAACAAACUAGCAAUUGGGGACACAUCAACGCAAAUAAAAAAUUCCUCCCUAGAUUUUCUGGCUUUGGAGCUGAGAUUUUUCGGUGGAACAAUCUGUGAUUCUCUCGAUGAUCAAGUUUCACAUGUAGUGGUUGACAAAAGGGAUUUAAGCAGAAUGCAGGAGCUUAAACAAGAAAGGAGGGAAAGAAGAAAAAAGUUCCACAUCGUAACAGAGGAGUGGUUAAGGCAGUGUAUAGAGGAGGGAAGCUUGUGCUCAGAAAGACAGUUUGAACCUUCUUAAUUAUCUCCCUUGUACAAAGGACAUUAAAAAAUUCCUAGAAUGUAAGAGACACCAGGAUGUAAGUUUGUUAUGAUAAAGAUAUGCUUUUAUAUUUGUGUUGUAAAUAUUGAGAGAAAGUUGGUAUUUUUACCAAUCAUGAUUUACUCAUCUAGUGCCAUGCUAUCAAAUGUUUACAAUUAUUAUUUUUGUAAAUUUUUAGUGUGUUACAUGUGUGUUUUAGAAAAGAUAAAAGGUUCACUCACUAAAUCUGAAUUUAAAUAAACAAUAUUAGAUUA